Molecule: messenger RNA, 6201 nt
Organism: Monopterus albus (swamp eel)
Lineage: Eukaryota; Metazoa; Chordata; Actinopteri; Synbranchiformes; Synbranchidae
Product: ras-specific guanine nucleotide-releasing factor 1-like
Exons: 27
Coding region: 344-4117 (1257 amino acids)
Biological process (GO): Ras protein signal transduction
Cellular component (GO): plasma membrane
Molecular function (GO): guanyl-nucleotide exchange factor activity
Source: RefSeq, a predicted model, not a curated record
GUAGUGCGCGCGCACGCCUCAGUCCUCAUCAUGCGCGAUUCAGGCUGAUGAGGAAGGCUUUUCUAAGUCGGCGUCGGGGUUGCUGUAGUACAUUUUCCGCGUGGUUUUAGUGCAAUUUAAUACGUAACUGUGACUUUACGUUGGAACAUUUUCUUCUUCUGGUUCUUCUAUUUCUUCUUCUUCUUUUUUUCCACCGUUGCAAAUAUUAGUGUGGCAACUGUGAAUGGGUACACAGGAGUGGGCUACUGCCCACCAAGUCUGACUGUGUUUCGGGGGUGCUGAGAAGAAGAACAUGUAAGAAUCCGCAGGCAUCCCCGCAGAUCAUUUCGGAUUCCCAGUCAAAAUGCAGAAAGGGAUGCGACUCAAUGAUGGCCAUAUCACCUAUUUGGCUCUUUUGGCGAAAAAGGAUGGGACGCGGCUAGGUUGCCUGAGUAAAAAAAGCUCAGACAACACAAAAUGGCAUUCAAAGUGGUUCGCUUUGUUGCAGAAUAUGCUGUUUUAUUUCGAAAACGACUCCAGCUCACGCCCCUCCGGACUGUACCUGUUGGAGGGAUGUGUCUGUGACAGGGCACCGUCACCAAAACCAUCUCUCUCAGCGAAGGAAUGCUUAGAGAAGCAGUAUUACUUCACAGUCACAUUCAAUCAUGACAGCCAGAAGGCUCUGGAGCUGCGCACUGAGGAUGUCAAGGACUGUGAUGAAUGGGUGGCUGCUAUCACACAGGCCAGUUACAGGAACCUGGCUACAGAGCAUGAGACCCUCAUGCAGAAGUAUCUCCAUCUACUCCAAAUUGUGGAGACGGAGAAAACGGUUGCUAAGCAACUUCGACAACAGAUAGAGGAUGGGGAAAUUGAGAUAGAGCGGCUGAAGUCAGAGAUUGCUGGACUGCUCAAGAACAAUGAGAAGAUCCAGUCAAAUCCAGAGGUACUGCCCAGUGAUGAUGACACAGAGAUCAAGAAGAUCAAAAAGGUCCAGAGUUUCCUGCGUGGUUGGAUCUGCCGCAGGAAGUGGAAGACCAUCAUCCAGGAUUACAUCCGUUCACCCCAUGCUGAGAGCAUGAGGAAGAGGAACCAGGUGGUGUUUAGCAUGCUGGAGGCUGAGGCUGAAUAUGUCCAACAGCUCCACAUCUUGGUCAAUAACUUCCUGCGGCCGCUCCGCAUGGCCGCCAGCUCUAAGAAGCCACCCAUCACCCACGAUGAUGUCAGCAGCAUCUUCCUUAACAGUGAGACCAUCAUGUUCCUCCACCAAAUCUUCUACCAGGGUCUGAAGGCCAGGAUAGCCAGCUGGCCAACACUGGUGCUGGCUGACCUGUUUGACAUCUUGUUGCCAAUGCUGAACAUCUACCAGGAGUUUGUGAGGAACCACCAGUACAGCCUUCAGAUCCUGGCCCACUGCAAGCAGAACCGAGACUUCGACAAGCUGCUGAAGCAGUACGAGGCCAAGCCCGAUUGUGAGGAAAGGACGCUGGAGACCUUCCUCACUUAUCCCAUGUUUCAAAUCCCUCGUUACAUCCUGACAUUACACGAGCUGCUGGCUCACACUCCCCAUGAGCAUGUGGAGAGAAACAGUCUAGACUACGCCAAGUCAAAACUGGAGGAACUUUCCAGAAUCAUGCAUGAUGAGGUGAGUGAGACGGAGAACAUAAGGAAGAACUUGGCUAUUGAGCGAAUGAUUGUGGAGGGUUGUGAAGUGCUGCUGGACACCAGCCAGACGUUUGUUAGGCAAGGUUCCCUGAUUCAGGUGCCGAUGAGCGAGAAAGGGAAGAUCACGAGAGGCCGACUGGGCUCUCUGUCGCUAAAGAAGGAGGGCGAGAGACAGUGUUUCCUCUUCUCCAAACAUCUCAUCAUCUGUACCCGAGGCUCCGGGGGGAAACUUCACAUCACUAAGAACGGAGUGGUCUCUCUCAUAGACUGCACACUAAUGGAAGAGCCAGAGGGGACAGAUGAUGAAUCCAAAGGGGAGCGGAGUGGUCAGGACGCAGAGCACCUGGACUUCAAAGUGAUGGUGGAGCCUAAAGAUGUCCAGCCUUACACCGUCAUCCUGGUGGCUUCGUCCCGACAGGAGAAGUCGGUGUGGACGAGUGACAUCAGCCAGUGCAUUGACAACAUCCGCUGCAAUGGUCUGAUGAUGAAUGCCUUCGAGGAAAACAGUAAAGUCACUGUGCCACAGAUGAUUAAGUCGGACACUAGCUUGUACUGUGACGAUGUUGACAUCCGCUUCAGCAAGAUGAUGAACUCCUGUAAGGUACUCCAGAUCCGUUACGCUAGCGUGGAACGCCUGUUGGAGAGGCUGACUGACUUGCGCUUCCUCUCCAUUGACUUCCUCAAUACCUUCCUCCACUCCUACCGCGUCUUCACCAGCGCUGAUGUAGUGCUGGACAAGCUCAUCACCAUCUACAAGAAACCCAUCAGUGCCAUCCCUGCACGGUCUUUGGAGCUUUUCUUUGCCAGCAGCCAGAACAACAAACUUCUCUACGGUGAGCAACCCACAUCACCAUGUGCCAGCCGCAAGUUUUCCUCCCCUCCUCCUCUCUCCAUCACCAAGUCGUCCUCGCCCAACCGCCGUCGCAAGCUUUCCCUCAACAUCCCUAUCAUCACAGGGGGUAAAGCUCUGGACCUGGCUGCGCUCAGCUGUUCUCCCAAUGGCUAUACAAGCAUGCACUCCACCAUGUCACCAUUCAGUAAGACCUCCCUCGACAUCAACAAGCUCUAUGUGUCGAGCACCAUGGCCAGCAAGAUCCCUGAUGAGGGAGAGUCCAAAGCUGAAGGCAAGGCUGAAGAGUCUGUCCUCAACAAGCAAGAUCUGUCUGUGAGAGAGGAAUGCGAUGAAGACCCAAGUCAGAGUGACGAGGCAGAGGCAGAAAUGUCUCCACCCAAGUCUCCAUCAACACCCAAAAAUGUCAAAUCAAAAAACUCUGAGUUUUCCCUAUUUUCCUUCAACAGUGGCAUGGUGGUGUCAUCUUGCCGGGAGCUGGAUAAUAACCGCAGUGCCCUUUCUGCUGCCUCAGCCUUUGCCAUCGCUACCGCAGGUGCCAAUGAAGGCACACCAACCAAGGAGAAGUACCGUCGUAUGUCUCUUGCUAGCACAGGUUUUCCUACUGACCAGAGGAAUGGGGACAAAGAGUUUAUUAUCAGAAGAGCUGCCACAAACAGAGUCCUGAAUGUGCUGCGUCACUGGGUUUCUAAACACUCACAGGACUUUGAGCUGAACACCGAGCUGAAAAUGCGGGUAAUUGGCUUCCUGGAGGAGGUGAUGCAUGACCCAGAGCUCCUGACACAGGAAAGAAAGGCAGCUGCCAACAUUAUUAGAACUCUAACUCAGGAGGACCCUGGAGACAACCAGAUUACCCUGGAAGAGAUCACACAGAUGGCCAUGGAGGACUGUAAAACCGAACCAUUUGAAAGCCACUCUGCACUGGAGAUAGCUGAGCAACUCACACUGCUCGACCACCUGGUCUUCAAGGUCAUCCCAUAUGAGGAGUUCUUUGGUCAAGGCUGGAUGAAGAAUGACAAGAACGAGAGAACUCCGUACAUCAUGAAAACAACAAAGCAUUUUAAUGAUAUCAGUAACAGGAUUGCCACAGAGAUCCUGCAGUGGGAUGACGUCAACAUGCGGGUGGCGGUGAUUGAGAAGUGGGUGGCGGUGGCUGACAUCUGCCGCUGCCUCCACAACUACAAUGCUGUGCUAGAGAUCAUAUCGUCUCUCAACCGCAGCUCCAUCUUCCGCCUCAAGAAGACCUGGCUUAAGGUUUCCAAGCAGACAAAGACUGUGAUUGACAAGUUACAGAAGCUUGUGUCAUCUGAGGGCCGAUUCAAAAACCUAAGAGAAGCUCUGAAGAACUGUGACCCUCCCUGUGUUCCCUACCUGGGCAUGUACCUGACGGACUUAGCCUUCAUCGAGGAGGGAACACCCAACUACACAGAGGACAACCUGGUCAACUUCUCCAAGAUGAGAAUGAUAUCUCACAUUAUCAGAGAGAUACGACAGUUUCAACAAACAUCUUACAAGAUUGAUUAUCAACCAAAGGUGGCAAAGUACCUGCUGGACAGUAGUAGAGCGCUGGACGAGGAGAGCCUGUACGAAGCAUCUCUGAGAAUCGAGCCCAAAACUUCAUCAUGAAGAUGAUUACCCCUUCUCCCAGCCCUCACUUGGAGUGUACAGGAACAAUUUAUUAUAAUGUACAUACACUAUUAUUUGUAUUAGACACAGUAUGCUGUGCUCUUCUAGUAUGUGCUCCCCAAUGGACUUGUUGUGUAUAAUUGUUAUUAGAGACUGAGUAGAAGCCCAAAGAGGCUUUAUUUAUAUUUACAGAGUAAUUAAUUAUAUGUUAUUUAUUGUCUUAAACUCCAUUUUAUGAUGAGUUAUUUUCAACAACAGAAUAAACACAUGAUUCCUAAUGGGAAUGUGUAGUAUAGAAAGGAACUCAUUAAUGAGCGAUGGAGUCACAUUUAACACAUGAUGAUCAACUCCCACUUUUCUGCUCAGAUGUCGAAAUCAGGAGAGAAUGGCACAUAACUGAUCCCAAAUGAAGAUUCUGUCUUAUCUGAACAGAGGCCAUUUUUGUAUCCUCUUUGUCCUCAAGUGCAGAUCCUACAAGUCAAAAGUAGUAUCUGCUAAGCUGCUACUGUAGUUGCAAGACCAUUCAUGUGAAGUUGCAAUCCUUAAGAUUUCAAUUCUUGAUGAUUUGACUCCAUUGUGGAAGUGACAAACCCUGCCAUUAAUGAUGGAAACUAUACAGAGAAAAUUACUGAAUGUAAAUACACUGGAUGACCGUUUUAGAAAAAUGCAUAAUAGCAUCAAAAACUGUGUGAGAUUUCAUGAAAAUCUUAAGGAUUCUACUUCAUGGUUUUGAAAUUAAGAUGCUAAAACAUUUCCACUCAGAAAAACACAGGAGGUGAAAUGUGGGAUUGCUGCGGUGGCUCAAGUUCAGUCCUGUGCUCUGAUGUUCUAUGUAGCCACUUUGGAGUCAAACUAGCACACCUGCUGAGUGCUGACUGAGCUGGGACAUAUUGCACGUUGUCAGUUUGGAGAGAUGGAUUUUAAAGCUUUGCUUAUUAUCACCUUAUUCCCCUGGUGGGCAUCAUGAUGUAUAUACAGUACAGUAAAAGCACUGGGCAGUGUAUGUAGCAAAUGUAACCAGUAUUGAGCCACUUCAGGAUCUUAAAUUCCCAGCUUCUACACUCAGCGAGAGCUUUUUUUGGUUAAUCUUAUUUGGCCAGUGCAUUGUGGUUUUGCCUUAAUCAUGAAAUGGAUUAUAUACCACAAAAGUAUGUAAACUAUUUUCUUCUAUGGUUUGCCAGUGAAGCAGAGACAUUUGCUGCAUACAGGACUGUGUACAAGCAGUCUGAAGCAUUUCUUAAUGUGCAGUGUGUUCAAAUUAUAUCCCUAGAAAUGUGUUAUCCUUAUGAUUGUUCAACUCUGUAAUAAUUUUUCUGUGUGAUACUUUGAAACAAAUGUUGAAAAUAACUUAUAAGUGUAACACAUUCUGUAUCCUGUCUACUCCAAUAUGCUAGCAGGAACUAUACAGUAGUAAUAUUGUGCUUAUUCUUGGAAUAUUUAUAUGUAUUUUUUACAGGCUUUGUAUAGAAAAACACCUAAAGCUUAAUUAAGUGGCAGGCAUGUACCACUUUCACGUGUUCAAAUCUGAUCUAUAUCUAGAGCAGUAUGUGUUCUGUAUUUAAACCCCAUCCUUGCACAUGAAGUCUUUACCCUCUAACAGGCACACCAGAUGUUUGCAAGGAGUAAUACCCAGUGGUAUGAGAAUUAUAUUUGAGUCUACUUUAACAGCUUGAGCAGUAUUUCCAGUUUUGUAUAAAAGGGUACUCUUUCCUGAUUACCUCUUGUUAAUAAAUCUAUUCUUUCUCAGGGGGAGAAGUGUCUUCAAGACUAACAAGUGUUUUAACCUGUGGACAGUAUUACCCAGUGAACUGUGUUUGCGGGGCGGAGAUCUGUGGUGAGGUUACAGAAGAAGUCUUGUCACGUAACGGCCCACCCUUUUCUGUUGUGUUCAUUUAACACAGUUAUUUUUUACAAGAAGGUAAGUCACUGCACAUGAAGCACGUGACUUGAAUUUUUUUGUUCAUUCAUUUUUGUUUAUUGCAAAAUGUCGUUGUUUUUGUAAAAUAUCGUGACAUCGUUUGCAGCAGGCAACUAAAAACAACAGAAUAACGUUAUUUUUAUAAUAAACAUUUGUGUAAAAAGUA